AUGGAAGAGAUUAAAUCUAGCGAGGAGAUAUUCGGCGGGCGAUUAUUGAGGGAUCUGGAAGAGAGUGAGGAGAGUUUGGAAUCGCUUUUAACAGCUCUCACUGAUACCCUCGUUACUCAUCCUCCGAGAACUCAUGUUCCUUCUCUGGAUUUACUCUGGUCUCAGUCUUAUCAAAACCAAUCGAAAUUAUCGGUUUCUGGGAGACAACUACCGUUGCUGAUUCAUAUCUUGACGACGCUUCUUAGGGGGUCGGGGGGAAGGGGAGGUAAGUGUGUAGUAUUGAUUGAUGUUCGUUCGAGUUUUUCUCCUUCCUUUUUACCGUUUGAGAAUGAUGAUGCGAGUAAUGAAGAAGAGAGGGAGGAAGAGCAAAGAAAAUUGAAGAAAUCGGAUCUAAAACAUCUACAUAUUUUCCGGCCUUCGGCUCAGAAGCUGGAAUGUACGUUGAUAGGGAUAGAGAAGUAUAUGUUGUAUGGAGAUCAUGAGAGUUAUGGGAGGGAAUUUGGAGGGACGAUUUUAUUUGGUUUUGAUGCGAGGGAUGCUGGAGGGAAUGGAGUGGGGAAUGUGAAGGGGAUGGGGAGACCGGAGAUCGUGAUGGGGUGGAGGGGGUGGUUGAGGGUUGAGAGGGAGGAGGUGCUGAGGUUUGGGUUGGGGGUUAGUGCAGAGGAGAUGUUGGGGGAAAGGGAGAGGAGGGUGGAGAUUUGUAGGGGGAAGGGGUGGAGGGGGAGGGGAGACAAGGGCGGGGAGGCUGUGUGGAAGUUGGAAUAG
Messenger RNA from Sclerotinia borealis F-4128, 765 nucleotides. The record is from the annotation of a GenBank genome assembly. NCBI's taxonomy places the organism in Eukaryota, Fungi, Ascomycota, Leotiomycetes, Helotiales, Sclerotiniaceae.